Molecule: messenger RNA, 1077 nt
Organism: Vicia faba (fava bean)
Lineage: Eukaryota; Viridiplantae; Streptophyta; Magnoliopsida; Fabales; Fabaceae
Source: the annotation of a GenBank genome assembly
AUGGCCCAAGAGUCAUUGACAGAAACCCCAGCUACUAUUCAAUCGGACCCAGAUCCACCACCUCUUUCAAGGACCCGCCUCAACGCUGAGGCACCAGCCUUUGUGCCCACUCCACGCCCAUCAGCUGAUCAGAAAAUUCUCAAUCAGGUGGAGUAUUAUUUCAGUGAUUUAAACUUAGCUACUACCGAUCAUUUGAUGAGGUUCAUCAACAAAGAUCCUCAUGGUUUUGUGCCAAUAUCUGUUGUUGCUUCUUUCAAGAAGAUUAAGUCCCUCAUAACCAGCCACUCCCAACUUGCAAAUGUUUUGAACAACUCAUCAAAACUUGUAGUUAGUGAAGAUGGAAAGAAAAUCAAACGCCACUAUUCCCCAACAGACUCUGAUAUUCAAGAGCUACAAUCUCGCAUUGUUAUAGCUGAAAACCUACCUGAGGAUCAUUGCCAUCAGAAUCUUUUGAAGGUGUUUUCUUCUGUUGGAAGUGUGAAGACUAUCCGUACCUGUCCACCUCAAAUCUCCAAUAAUGGGACUUCUUCUGCUUCAAGAUUGGGAAAAAUUGAUGGCAUACCUUUAUAUAACAAGUUGCAUGCAUUUGUUGAAUAUGAAUCUGUCGAGCUGGCUGAGAGAGCGGUCGCUGAACUAAACGAUGAGAGAAAUUGGCGGAGUGGCCUUCGGGUUCGUCUAAUGCUUAGACACUCGUCAAAACCUAGUCAAGGACGGGGAGGGAAGGGACUUGAUGUUGAAGUUAGCUGCGAGGGGGAUUAUGCUUCUGUGUCAGAGCCACAGGCAAUUGAGAAAGAAUUAGAGGAUGCUUCCUUUCCUGAUACUCUGGUGCAUGAACAUGUGCAGGGAGAAGAGGCUAGUUAUGAGAAAGAGAGCGGACAGAAGAAGGGGCGUAGUCGAGUGCGGGCUAAGGGACGUGGCCGAGUUCAUUGUCAUCAAAAUAAUCGUGUAAACCCUUCAAAUAAUUCAUUUUUUACUGAUCAAGGAGUUGCCAAGCAACCUCCGGGUCCCCGCAUGCCAGAUGGUACUAGAGGAUUUUCAAUGGGUAGAGGGAAGCCUGUAGCUGUUAAUAUAGCAUGA